Messenger RNA from Cuscuta europaea, 1007 nucleotides. Lineage: Eukaryota; Viridiplantae; Streptophyta; Magnoliopsida; Solanales; Convolvulaceae. The record is from the annotation of a GenBank genome assembly.
UUCCUUAUAUAAAUCCUUACAACUCGGCCCACUACAUCAAACUGGUGUAGUGAUUCAACUAGCGGAUCGGUCUAAUACUUACCCGAAGGGUGUAGUAGAAGAUGUGCUAGUAGAGGUAGAAAAUUUGUUUUUCCCCGUUGAUUUUUAUGUUCUGGAAAUGGGAGAUGAUAACCAAACUACACCCAUCCUCUUGGGUAGGCCUUUUCUGAAAACCGCAAAAACAAAAAUAGACGUGGCUAAUGGUUCAUUAACUUUAGAGUUUGAUGAUCAAAAAGUAGAAUUCAACAUUUUUGAUUCUACGAAAAAACAAAUUAAAGACCAAUCUCUUUGUGCUCUAAAUGUUUGUGAACCACAGACCCCGAAUAUUUUUGUUGAGAAAAAAAUGAGAAAAUCAAACUUUUUGAAAAAGAAGAAUUAUUCAAAUUUUCAAAAAGAGAAUGGAUCCCACCUGGGAUUGAAGUGAUACCAGAAAAGAAAUCCCGGCCUUACUGGAGAAGGCCGAAAAGGAAAAAUGAAACAAGGGAUGUUCACGAUCCCACAUAAAAAUAAAAAAAUAAAAUAAAAAUAACGUCGUGCCGCGACAUUAAAUCAAGCGCUUCUUGGGAGGCAACCCAAGUUUUUAUUUUUAAAUUUCAUUUUUUUUCCGGUUCGUGUGUUAUAAUUUUUUUCAAAAUAAAAUAAAUUAAAAAAAAAUGAACUGGGAUUGGACCCGGCCGGGUAAAUACCCUAACCCGGUCGGGUUACUUCUAAAAACUAAACACCCGGGCAACCACCCGGGCGAGGCGAAAAAAAAAACAAAAAUUAAUUUUACGCCCGACCGGGUAGACUUUUAUACCCGGCCGGGCACCCUAGCUACACCUUUCUGCCUCGGGUGAACAGUUUACACCCGACCGGGUAGACCACUUCACCCGGCCGGGCCACUUAACAAAAACAUUCUGCCUUGGUUCAAUAGCGUUCACCCGACCGGGUAAACUACCCCACCCGACCGGGCGAACGGGAAAACAGAC